GGCGGGCGCGGGGCGUGCCGGGCCUGGCGGCGGGCGCGAGCAGCCAUGCCGUACGCCAACCAGCCGACGGUGCGCAUCACCGAGCUCACGGACGAGAACGUCAAGUUCAUCAUCGAGAACACGGACCUGGCGGUGGCGAAUUCCAUUCGGAGAGUGUUCAUCGCAGAAGUCCCCAUCAUAGCCAUCGACUGGGUGCAGAUAGAUGCCAACUCCUCUGUGCUCCAUGAUGAAUUCAUUGCACACAGGCUGGGUCUCAUACCACUCACUAGUGAUGACAUUGUGGAUAAGAUGCAAUAUUCCAGAGAUUGCACAUGCGAUGAGUUCUGCCCGGAGUGCUCUGUGGAGUUCACCCUGGACGUCCGGUGUAAUGAAGACCAGACUCGUCACGUCACAUCCCGCGAUCUCAUCUCCAAUAACCCCCGGGUCAUUCCGGUAACAUCUCGGAGCAGAGACAAUGACCCCAAUGACUAUGUGGAGCAGGAUGACAUCCUCAUUGUGAAGCUGCGGAAGGGCCAGGAGCUGAGGCUGCGAGCCUAUGCCAAGAAGGGCUUUGGCAAGGAGCAUGCCAAGUGGAACCCGACAGCCGGUGUCGCCUUUGAGUACGACCCAGACAAUGCACUAAGGCACACCGUGUACCCCAAACCAGAAGAGUGGCCCAAGAGCGAGUACUCGGAGAUCGACGAGGAGGAUGCUCAGGCUCCCUACGAUCCCAAUGGGAAGCCAGAGAGGUUUUACUACAACGUGGAGUCCUGCGGUUCUCUGCGCCCGGAGACCAUCGUUCUCUCUGCACUCUCUGGUCUGAAGAAGAAACUGAGUGACCUCCAAACCCAGCUGAGCCAUGAGAUUCAGAGUGAUGUUCUCACUAUAAACUGAGGCUGGUGACAUCUCUUCCCUGGCCUUCCUUUCCAGGAAUGCCAUCUUGAUGUCUAGGGUAAAGCAGAAAGGGAACUGGUGAGCAUCUUGGCUGGGACAGGCUUUUUUUAAAGUGUUUUGGAGCUUUAGGCCAGAGUUUGCUGAUGUGGCAGUGUACCUCAGUUACACAACCCUACCUUAUUUGCAUGUCCAUUCUUACUAUGCUUAAUAAAGUCUUACCCCCUUC
Molecule: messenger RNA, 1099 nt
Organism: Melopsittacus undulatus (budgerigar)
Lineage: Eukaryota; Metazoa; Chordata; Aves; Psittaciformes; Psittaculidae
Gene: POLR2C
Product: RNA polymerase II subunit C
Exons: 10
Coding region: 46-873 (275 amino acids)
Biological process (GO): DNA-templated transcription
Cellular component (GO): RNA polymerase II, core complex
Molecular function (GO): protein dimerization activity; DNA binding
Source: RefSeq, a predicted model, not a curated record